UGUUUCCCUAACCUAAUAUAACCCGAAAUUUUCAAAUAACAUUUUGCUUUGUAAAUAAUCAAUCAGUUUAUUUUUUUUAAAUAAAAAUGUCUGAUCAUAUAUUUCUCAGUGACUGUGAAGAUGUAUCUGAGGAAAUUGAUGCAAGCAGAAAUCCAUCAGAUAAAAUUGAACGUGCCCUCUUGGAAGCGGCGGGAAAGGGGAAGCUUGAAGUCGUGACGGAAAUUAUAAGUAGAAAUCCGAAUUUAAUUAAUGCUACCGAUGCAGAUCAAUACACUCCUCUUCAUAGGGCUUGUUACAGCAAUAAAGUGGAUAUUGUUAAAUAUUUAGUUGAACAUGGGGCUGAUUUAUCUGCAUUAACUGAAUUAAAGUGGCAGCCCUUACACUGCUGUAGUCAUUGGGGACAUGCUGAUUGUGCAGCCGUUUUGUUGGAAAAUGGGGCAGAUCCAAAUGCUCUCACUGAAGGAGGCCAAACACCGUUACAUAUUGCAGCUACAAAACCCGGAGGUUACAAGAUAGUUCAGUUGUUGCUAAUGCAUGAAGGAACUGAUCCAAAUAUUCAAAAUGGUAAUGGAGAAAUCGCCUACGAUUUAGCUAAACGAAGUUCACAGUAUUAUAACAUUUUUGAAAUGGCAGAUCCGUCUUUCUCUAUAGAAAAUAUCAACAAGCUUGAAGGGGACAUUAAAAGCAAUACAAAAAACAUCAAGGGUUAGCGAGCAUAUUUACUAAAUUUAUAACAAGACUGUUUGGUUUUUUUAUUACUUAGAAAUAAAUACCUCUGCAAAAUAAAUCCAGUGGUAUGUUCCUCGGAUUCCUGAGAUAAAAUAGGGUACUUUUAGUACAAAUCAGUAAAAUUGUCCAAUAGCAAGGAAUAUUUUAAUUCACUAGGUUUCAUCCAAAAAAUAUCGGUUAUAAAUAUUAUGGCCGGCUCUUUUGAAUAUGUGCCAGUAAGUGAAAGCCACUUUAACUUUUUUUUGAAUUGUUAUAAAAUUUCGUAUAGUCAUUUGUCUGUAUUGUCUGGAUCAUUUACACCUUUUAAUUAGUUUUUACCAAAAUAAAGUUAAUUCGUUUUAAUCAUAGAA
Molecule: messenger RNA, 1079 nt
Organism: Dendroctonus ponderosae (mountain pine beetle)
Lineage: Eukaryota; Metazoa; Arthropoda; Insecta; Coleoptera; Curculionidae
Product: ankyrin repeat domain-containing protein 49
Exons: 4
Coding region: 87-710 (207 amino acids)
Biological process (GO): innate immune response
Cellular component (GO): cytoplasm
Molecular function (GO): protein binding
Source: RefSeq, a predicted model, not a curated record